This is a messenger RNA of Protobothrops mucrosquamatus (brown spotted pit viper), 4143 nucleotides long. RefSeq names its product pleiotropic regulator 1 (gene PLRG1). Gene Ontology annotation, biological process: mRNA splicing, via spliceosome. Bases 111 to 1661 code for a protein of 516 amino acids. The record is from RefSeq and is a predicted model, not a curated record. NCBI's taxonomy places the organism in Eukaryota, Metazoa, Chordata, Lepidosauria, Squamata, Viperidae. Gene Ontology annotation, molecular function: protein binding. Gene Ontology annotation, cellular component: Prp19 complex; precatalytic spliceosome; catalytic step 2 spliceosome. The transcript has 15 exons.
GGAAGCGCCCGUUGGUAACAGACCUGGUUGUGGUGUAGGGUCUGCGCGGUUCCGUUGAGGGGGGGAUAAGUUGCCGGAACGGCUGGCUUCACCGAGGCCAAGCUGCCAUCAUGAUGGAGGAAGUGCAGAAGCACUCUGUCCACACUCUUGUGUUCAGGUCUUUAAAGAGGACUCACGAUAUGUUUGUGUCUGACAACGCAAAACCUGUAUUAUUAGAUGAAAGGAGCCACAAAGUUAAGAUGGCAGUUAAACUCCGUACAGAGUAUAGUUCUGUGCUACAUAUGCCUGUCUUGAAAGAAUGUGUUCGAGAGAAGGGAUCUCAUGGUGUAUUAGAUUCCUAUGGACACAAGCAAUAUCUCCAAACUCCAGGAGAAGAUAAUGAUUAUUUGAUAACAGGAACACAUCCCUAUCCUCCUGGACCCGGAGUGGCUCUGACUGCAGACACUAAAAUCCAAAGGAUGCCUAGUGAAUCAGCAUCUCAGUCAUUAGCUGUGGCACUGCCUCCUUCUCAAUCCAAAAUAGAAUCAAAUAGAACUGCUGCUGGCGUAGGUGAUAUAUAUAGACAUGCUGGGAUGCCUGAGCGUUCACAGCCUCCAGGUUUGACUAUGGCUCUGAUGGAAGCUGGUGGGAAUAAAAAUUCUGCAUUAAUGGCAAAGAAGGCUCCAACAAUGCCAAAACCACAGUGGCAUCCACCAUGGAAGCUAUACAGAGUUAUCAGUGGACAUUUGGGAUGGGUGAGAUGUAUUGCAGUUGAACCAGGAAAUCAGUGGUUUGUUACUGGCUCUGCUGACCGGACUAUAAAGAUUUGGGAUCUUGCAAGUGGCAAAUUAAAACUGUCUUUAACAGGACAUAUUAGUACAGUUCGAGGUGUAAUAGUCAGUGGAAGAAGUCCUUAUCUUUUCUCAUGUGGGGAAGAUAAACAGGUGAAAUGCUGGGAUCUUGAAUAUAAUAAGGUUAUUAGGCAUUACCAUGGCCACCUAAGUGCUGUGUAUGGUUUGGAUUUGCAUCCAACAAUAGAUGUGCUUGUAACUUGUAGCAGAGAUUCAACAGCCCGUAUCUGGGAUGUAAGAACAAAAGCUGGUGUGCAUACAUUGUCAGGACACACAAAUGCUGUGGCAACAGUGAAGUGCCAAGCAGCAGAGCCACAGAUUAUCACAGGAAGUCAUGACACCACCAUACGUCUCUGGGACAUGGUAGCAGGAAAAACACGGGUCACGUUAACAAAUCACAAGAAAUCGGUUAGAGCAGUUGUCUUGCAUCCACGACAAUACACAUUUGCAUCUGGGUCUCCAGAUAACAUAAAACAGUGGAAAUUCCCUGAUGGAAAUUUCAUCCAAAACCUUUCUGGCCACAGUGCAAUUAUCAAUACGUUGGCUGUGAACUCAGAUGGAGUCCUGGUUUCUGGAGCUGACAAUGGUACAAUGCACCUUUGGGAUUGGAGAACUGGGUACAACUUCCAGAGGGUGCAUGCAGCUGUGCAGCCUGGCUCUUUGGACAGUGAAUCUGGAAUAUUUGCUUGUGCAUUUGACCAAUCUGAAAGCAGACUUCUUACAGCUGAAGCUGAUAAAACUAUAAAAGUCUACAAAGAAGAUGAUUCUGCGACUGAAGAAACUCAUCCUGUUAGCUGGAAACCUGAAAUCAUCAAGAGAAAACGAUUUUAAUAAGACCAAACCUCCAUUGAUGUGCCAUAAUCCUGACUCUUUGUUACAUAGCAGAAACAUUGCUAAAGCCAUUGCUUCAGUUUGCAGUUUUUAUAUUUUGUAUUGCUUUCUUCUAGGAGUUUUAUCUUUUAUCUUAGAAAAAUCAGUUGCAAUUAUUAUACAUGUCUGAAGAAAUCAGAGUACAUUACAUAGCAGUAGCAGACCAUGAAAUGUUUGCAUGUCUUUCUGUGUGGACGGAAGGCAGUGCCCUUUUCUUUCUGCCUUCUUCCUCUGAUGAAGAAGUAAUGUUUGAAAUUUUGAUGAUUUUUUUUUUUUAGAAAAAUACUUAUAGAGUACUCUGUCCUGGGACCCUGAGUGGUAAAAUUGUCAAGGGAAAACAAAAGCCAUUGUAGUAAUGAUUCACGUCCUUAAUACAAUGUGCUGCUUGUCAAGAUGUAAUGCAAUACAUUUCAUUUCCCUAAAAUAGAAGACUUGAACUGCAGUCUCACAUGUUGAACGUGCAUCAUUCUGCUUGAGUCAUGGUUCUAUUUUUGCCUAUCCCAUAUUGGAAUCAUCAUUAAAAUUUUAUUGAAACAGCCUUUAUAAAAAAAUAAUUCGAUGCUUGUCUCUUCCAUUUUUACAUACAUAUUUAUGAAAGCUUAAAAACAAAAGUGAAGGUAAUACAUUGGAAAGGAUAUAGAAUACAUUUCAGAAAUAGCAUACGGUAUGCUUUUUGGCUGAAAUGAAAUACCCUUGUAUAUGGGUGGAUUUUGCUUUAAAUAUGGUGGCAAAGUGUUCCUUAUUUUGGUUUGUGAGUGCAGCCCUUCAACAUUGAAACUUGCUUCUGGGUAGCAUGACCUCCAUAGCGUUUCAGAAAGUUCUGUUAGGAGGGACUGGAAAAGUCAUUGUGCAUCUUUUUCUUUCUGUUUUGGAUUUUGCUUACUACUACAAGAAUUUGUCUAAUAUGGAUUGAAAUCCUUAAUUUUCAUAGUGAAUUGUAACGAAGACAAUUUGGAUAUAAAUGAUAUAAUGUUUUCACUUAAACUUUCUAAAAAAAUGUUUAAAGUAUGUAUUAUAUGUAUGCUUGUAUUCGUUCACAUGUAAUAUUGUCAGUAGCAUGCUUGAUUUGUUACUGUUAUCGAUGUAAUUUCCAUAUAACAGGCUAUUGAGGAUUAAGUUUUGAUAAAAAAUAUGCAAUUGCUGUAGAAAGCUUUUGUUACAAAGAUCAUAUAUGUUACAGGUGUGUGAUAAUACAUUUUAAGUACCUUAAAAAUUGGAAUAGUUUGCACUUUUCCUUAUACCCUGACUCAGGUUGGAGUCAUUGUGAAGCUGUGGUCCAUUUCUUAUAUUACCAAGAUAAUCAAUUAUACUUAAUACCAAGUAGAAGUACCUAGGAAUUUAUGGUGCAAGUCUCUGUUAAAUGAAAUGACUGCAUUGCAUCAAUACUUUUAAACAUCAGCUACAGAUUAUAAACCUAAAUAUGGCAUAUCACAAGUAUAUGAUCUCCUCUUACUAAGAACUAUUUUAUUCCUCAUACUAGAGAAUUCUGAGAGAAAGGAACCAAAUGUUUCACAUGUGCAAUUGCAAUUUGAGAAGAAUCUGUGAUAGAAACUUUAUUUUGGUCCAUAUAUUUGCAGAAGAAUGUUAAAAGCUAUUUUGCUUAUGUUUGAUUCUUUGGGUCACUUCCAAGUGUAUCCACUUAAAAACAAUUGCUUAAUAUGUUGAGUACCUGAUAUUAAUAUUUUAAUUGAAAAAAGUGAUAUUCUGUUUGGAAAGACUUCAUAACAUUUGCUCCUUGGCCAGGGUGCGCUGAGGUUUUAUCAAGUAAAUCAGUAUAUUCUAGUGUUUCAGAAAGUAACCAUUCUUUGCAUGUUUUUUUUAAACUUGUGUCUUGGAACAAUGAGCUGGAGCUAAUCUCAGGAAUGAUGCCCAGAUUGUUAUAUCAGUGGGAGCCUUCAGUGUGGUCUUUAGAGUGUAAUCUUCCAGGGUACAGCUAUUCGGGCCAAAUUCUAAACAAUCUCUUGAGUACUACCUUAUUAUCCAGAAGCCAUACAUAGGAUGGUUAAAUGGGCAGGUAUAUAUAUGCCCUCCCCCCCAAAAAAACCAAACCCAAAGAUAGAGAGCUUCCAAAAGGCUAAUUGAUGGAAGGCUUAGAUACUCCAACCUGCUUGAAUUUUACAUAACAUUUGUUGAAGAGGUUUUAGAAAUCAUUUAGGUGACACUAGUCAAUUGCUAAUAGAUUUUUCCAAGCUAUUGAAACAAUCCAGAGAAAACUAGGAACUGGGUAUAAGCUAUAUAGUGGUUACUUCAGUUGAUAUGAGGACACUCACUUACCUUAAGAAAUAUCAGAACUACUUAAAUGCUGAUUUGUACAAUUGUAGGUGUGAGUAAAAUGGUGAUCAUGGAAAAUAAUGUUAGGACUCAACUGCUUUUUGAUAUCAUUUCUGGAUGAUAAUCAUAAGCACACAAUGGAAAAUAUCUAUUUGAAAACUUCUUCCCAAGA